Molecule: messenger RNA, 900 nt
Organism: Leptinotarsa decemlineata (Colorado potato beetle)
Lineage: Eukaryota; Metazoa; Arthropoda; Insecta; Coleoptera; Chrysomelidae
Cellular component (GO): nucleus
Molecular function (GO): metal ion binding
Source: RefSeq, a predicted model, not a curated record
UAGAGUCAGCUCCGCCUAGUGUCUAAAUUGAUAAUUACAAAGUAAUAGCGCAUGGAACAUGGAAGUUCAGUAAUCAUUUAUAUUUAGAAUACAUAUUAUGAUGUCGCUUGUUCCUGAUUAUGAAAACUCUUCUGAUUCUGAUGAAUUUUCGUCAGAUGCAGAUACAGAAAAUGAGCAUUCCAGUGACGAAAAGGAUGAUACAAACUUCUCUUCCCAGUGCAAAUUGCCUGCCCCUAAGUUUGGAGAAGAAACUGAGUCACCUGAAGAUACAAAGUCAUCCGUUUUCAAGAAUCCAUUUAUCGAGGCAGAAAAUGCCAAGGCCGCCAUAUUACAAAAACAUGUGAAAAUGGUCGAAACCAAAGAUAAUAUUGUUGUGAUCAAUGGAAAGAAAAUAUGUUGGAAUUAUCGAAAAGGUAGAUGCAGAUUUGGGCAUAACUGCAAAUUUGCCCACGAUUCCGAUAUUCAAAAGACUGCGGAGCAAAUAGAGGUUGAAAAGCUAGCUGUUUUCCAGAAUGCUGUGGUGUGUCAAAAUAAUCAAAUUGGUUUGAGUGGAUCAACUCUUCAAAAAACAGGAAGUGAUGUGGAAACUGUAGAAGACUGCCCAAGCCAGAGUAAUAAGAAACGGAAAAGGCCUGGUUUGACCCAGGGAUUGAUCCCUGGUAAAAAAGUAUUGAAACAAUACUUGAAAAAUCAGAAAAUUUAAAUUGGUAAUCUGUUAUAAAAGUUUUGAAUUUUCUUUAUGAACUGUAAAUGUCAAGAAUGUGUUAAUUUUAUUGUAUAUGAACCAGUAAAUUUAUUAAAUGUUCAGCAUGUGAUGUUUGCAUGCUGUAAUUGGAUAUGAUUACAAUAUUUCAGAUAUUUAUUCAGUUCCUUUAUUUUUUAAUAAACGAGUUUUUUUCA